AUGUCAACUACUAAUGGCAAUGUAUCGGAGAAGACGAUAUACUUAGGUGCAUUUGCCCAUUGCACCUCUCUACAAGAAGUCGACAUCUGUGAGGCUGGAGCCAUUGGCGUGGAUUCAGACGGCAAGAUUGCAUUCAUCGAGAGAGACAUCGGAGACAUUCCAGCAUACAAACUUCGAGAACGAAAAGACGGGUGGGAGAAGGCAAAGAUCGUACAAAUACAAGACCAAGGAUUCUUCUUUCCGGGCUUCAUAGACACACACAUCCACGCCUCGCAAUAUCCAAACUCGGGCAUUUUCGGCAAGUCGACGUUACUUGACUGGCUCAACACCUAUACUUUCCCGCUGGAAUCGUCCUUUACGGAUCUGGAAAAAGCCCGUCGUAUUUAUGCUAGGGUAGUCAACCGCACCCUCUCCCAUGGCACAACAACAGCUUGCUACUAUGCAACCGUCCAUGUCGAGGCUACUAACCUGCUCUCUGACAUUUGCUUGUCGAAAGGCCAACGUGCAUUUGUCGGCCGCGUCUGCAUGGAUCAAUUAAGUCCAGACUACUACCGUGACGAGAGUGCCGAAUCCGCCAUCGAAGCCACAGAAGCUUGCAUCGCACAUGUGGCCAAGAUCGAUCCCAAACACCACUUCAUCACUCCCAUCAUCACCCCUCGCUUCGCACCCAGCUGCAGCGAAGGAUGUCUAAGCGCUCUAGGCAAGCUCGCACACAAAACCGGUCUUCCCGUGCAAACGCACAUCUCAGAAAACAAGUCCGAGAUCAAACUGGUGGCCGAGUUAUUCCCUAACAACAGCUCCUAUACCGAUGUCUACGAUAAAGCAGGAUUACUCACCUCAAAGACCAUUCUCGCACAUGCAAUCCAUCUAUCCCCAGAAGAGCGCGCAACCAUCCGUUCUCGUGAUGCAAAGAUCAGUCACUGUCCAGCCUCCAACACAGCACUAACCUCCGGAGCAGCACCUGUAAGGACUUUGCUCGACGAAGGUCUUACAGUAGGCCUAGGAACGGACGUUAGUGGAGGUUACAGCCCCAGCAUCUUGGAGGAAGCCCGUCAAGCCGUUCUGGUCAGCAGACAUGUCGCCAUGGUAGAUGGCGAUGCUUCAAAGCUGAGCACAGAAGAAGCACUGUGGCUGGCCACCCGUGGCGGCGCAAAGGUCGUCGGUCUCGAAAAUCGUGUUGGUGGAUUCGAGAUUGGCAUGGAUUGGGAUGCACAGAUGAUCAGCCUGGAUGUUGUGAGCGAUGAUGGAGAAAUGGAGGAUACCGACACAACAGGACCCGUCGAUGUCUUCAUGUGGGAGAGCUGGCCAGAUAGACUCAACAAAUGGUUCUAUGGAGGUGAUGACAGAAACACAGCUGCUGUAUGGAUUAAGGGUCGCUUGGUGCAUACAACGCAUAAGUAUCAAGGUUGA
Messenger RNA from Aureobasidium melanogenum CBS 110374, 1410 nucleotides. Its product is annotated as guanine deaminase. Gene Ontology annotation, biological process: guanine catabolic process. Lineage: Eukaryota; Fungi; Ascomycota; Dothideomycetes; Dothideales; Saccotheciaceae. The record is from RefSeq and is a predicted model, not a curated record. Gene Ontology annotation, molecular function: guanine deaminase activity; zinc ion binding. Gene Ontology annotation, cellular component: cytosol. Bases 1 to 1410 code for a protein of 469 amino acids. The transcript has 2 exons.